AUGCAUUUUAACCUAAAUGUUAAGGUAAAAUCCUUAUAAUAAUAGUCAAAUUUAGCGAAUCACUCCCUUCAUGUAAAAAUAGAGAAAUUCGACAAAUUAGAGCUAAUUAGCCAAGCUUAAACAGGGGAUGAUGAUCUUUAUCUCUACAGUAACGCAACAGAUUCUGAUUUUGAAGAUGGAAAAAGCUCUGACAUAAGAGAACUUGAUGAGAGCUCAAAAUCUCCGAGUUUUAAUAGAAAGGAAGAAACUCUUUACCCACCCUAAAAGUAAGCUAAGCCAAUGGGAAUGAGUUCAUUCGCACCAAGAGCCUCUUUUGAGCUGCUAUCCCCUAAGACUAAAAAUAUAACACAGCAGAAGCAAUCCAUUGAAGUUGAUCUAGAUAAAAUGACGGAUUAAAAAUUUAAGGCUAUUGGUUAGAAAAGGCAUAAAAUGCGCAGGACUGAUAGUAAGAUGAAGAUGAAUUAUGUCCUUUACUCUAAAGCUUAGCAUUCCAUCCUCAAAGACUAUGAAAUUGGAGAAGUAUGUUCUUAGGGCAAUACAGGAGAAACUUGA
This is a messenger RNA of Stylonychia lemnae, 552 nucleotides long. The record is from the annotation of a GenBank genome assembly. Lineage: Eukaryota; Ciliophora; Spirotrichea; Sporadotrichida; Oxytrichidae.